AUGCAGUACACGAAACCUUUGCAAUCACUCAUGACCGCAAUGGUGCGGGUCGAACUCAUCGGUCUGGAUCACGAGAGCGUCUCCGUCAGCGGUAGCGGUAAUCGUCCUCAUCAGACAAAGCAAAUUUCCUUUCGAGCCUUUGAUUGCUCAUCGACUCUGCCUCCCGUAGAUAGAGUACACGGAUCCGACGGUCAUCAGCAAGCAUCGAUUCACGCUCUGGAAAGCGCCAACCAGGCCGUGCACGACAUAAUUCGGAACACCAGUGAUCGAGACGUGCUCGUGGCGAGUUUGGAUUCCCUAGUGGACUUUUUAAACCAAGCGAGCUGCCAACAAUCCUCCUCUUGUCUGUGGGACCAGCUCGCCGCAUCUAUUUCUCUUUCCUUCCAUCCCAGACGAAUACGCAACACUAUCCGUGACUAUCUUCAAGAGUUUUCGGCGUUGCGGACCCGAAUGAUCGACUCGGUGAUGGACUCAACGUACCCGGUACUCAUGGCAGAGCAGCGUUUUGCCGAGCUGGUCGGACAGGCCAUUCGUUUCCAGCUGCGCAUGCUUUUGAACGAGAAGCCGCCAAGACUAUCUCCUCAAGAUCUAGACUACGACCUCUGGUCCCAGCGCUAUUCCAAAGUCAACGACCUCAUUGUGAUGGAACUAUCGGAAGGACAAUCGAACGGAUCAGUGGAUGACGGGUGUAUAUCCGCCCUCGUCUCCAACGCGUUAUGUGUAUUGUACGAAUUCUUUGGACCAAACUUUUUGGAUCACUCCACCCCCACCCUUACCGUACCUACUGUCUUUUGUCAAUUGCCCUCGUCGAAUCAAGGUAUCACUCGCGAAAAGGGUCGCAGCUCAAACGGAUUGACAACCAACUUGACGGACGUUGUGCGGGACAUUGAGGAAGCCUGUAGCUUUUUGGCUGCUGCGCAAGCCACCGUUUUCCUCCGCGACCUGUGGACUGCCCCUGGUGUCGCUCGCGAAAUAUCACGUCGCGGAGGAUGGACCGAAACAGAAGACUACGCCACUAUGAGCUGGAAGUUCGAUUUAUGGAAACUGUGUCCCAAUGAUGCGCAUUUGGUAGUCUUAUCCAACCACACUGCAUUGUUCCAAAGGCUUGAGCAUCUCGCCACCCGCAUGAUGACCCCACAGCGAGACUGUCAAUCGGCCUUACAGGCGUUGGAGACGCGGUUUCGUUUGCGGACCAAACAGGCAUCCCUACUGUCCCGGUACCCCGAGAUUGGCGUCGCGGCCGAAACCUUACAGCAAGGUCUCGCCGUAGCCAACUUUCCAACCGUACGCAGUGCCAAUACGACCAUAUAA
Molecule: messenger RNA, 1311 nt
Organism: Phaeodactylum tricornutum CCAP 1055/1
Lineage: Eukaryota; Bacillariophyta; Bacillariophyceae; Surirellales; Neidiaceae
Exons: 1
Coding region: 1-1311 (436 amino acids)
Source: RefSeq, a predicted model, not a curated record